GAAAAGUAUGCACGUUCUGUGGAUCUAAGAUAGAGAACUCAGCUCGAGUGGAAUAGGGAUGUAAACUCCCACUGCAAUAUGAACCUAUUACAGACCAAUUACCUUAUGAGUCCAGGUUUGCCUGGUCAGGAAGCGGGAGGAUGCCCGACCGAAAUGUGCGUAAGGGUCCAGGUGGCGCAGAUUCGGGGUUGACAAAAGAUAUAACUGGUGAAGGCGCUAGCUAUUGGGUUAUGGAAUGAGAACAGUGAAAGUUGGCAUCGGAGGCACCAAGGUUAUCGAGGAGUAUUGAGGGUUAUCGAAGCUUAUCGAAGUUGGCGGCGAUGACGAUUGGCACCAUGAUAUAUCACCUUGCAAGGUCUGUAUGGUGUGAGAAAAGCACUAGCUUCGACAGUAUCAAGUUACCGUAAGUAGAACAGGAAUUUAUGGUUGACGAAGUAUUGGCAUUGUUGCUCAUCGUACAAACAUGCUACGUUGGGACGCAAUGCCGAUUAUUUGUUCCGGCAGUUAUAGCUCGCGGUCCGGUGCGCCGCACUGCCUUGUAUUAUUGCCACUGUCAGCGUCGUCGCACAGCUCCUGGUGCCGAUAUAAAAGCUACCUUAUCCUUACUCUUCUACUUCUCUUUGGAAUGUAUCCUGGUCAUCAUCAUCAUCAACAGCAAUCUAACAUGCCUGGGUUUCCAACUCCGGACCGUGGCUACUCCCCCAGCUAUAAUCCUCCUCCCGGACCACCUCCGAACGGAUACGCACCUCCUCCGGGCGCUCCUCCUUAUGGAUAUGCACCUCCUCCAGGCCCCCCAGGGUGGACAAUAUCUCAUCUCUUUAUUUUGCACUCCCUUGACCUUGCUAUCUAGUUAUGGCCCUCCUUCUGGCCCUCCUCCCGUCCAACGAAACUCUUAUCCCGGACAGCACCCUCAUCAUCAGCACAGUGGAUAUCCUGGUCAGCAAUAUGGCCAGCAAUAUAGGCAGCAGUAUGCGCCACCGCCUGGACCGCCUCCCAUGCCUCCGCAGCAACAGCAACAGUACGGGCCUCAAGUCGGAGGACCCGGUGGACAACCACAACAGCCGUACUUUCAGUAUUCCCAGUGCAAUGGCAAGAAAAAGGCACUAUGUGUUGGGAUAAACUAUUUCAAUACAAGUAGUGAGCUACGGGGAUGCAUAAAUGAUGCUCAGAAUAUGCAACAGUUUUUGUGCACUCAUUUCGGCUAUAAGCGGGAAGACAUUGUCAUGUUGACCGAUGACGCUCAAAACCCGCGACAGCGACCAACCAGAGAUAACAUCCUUCAAGCUAUGCAAUGGCUCGUCAACAACGCACAACCGAACGACUCUCUCUUUUUCCAUUAUUCAGGACACGGAGGUCAAACAAAAGAUCUUGACGGAGACGAGGCAGAUGGAUAUGAUGAAGUCAUCUACCCUGUUGAUCAUGAACAAGCCGGUCAUAUCGUUGAUGAUACUUUACACGACAUACUCGUCAAAACGUUGCCACCAGGAUGUCGUAUCACUGCGAUCUUUGACUCAUGUCAUUCGGGUUCGGUACUUGAUCUUCCAUACAUGUAUUCAACCGAAGGAAAAAUCAAAGAACCCAAUCUCGCUGCUGAGGCCGGACAGGGUCUUAUGAGUGCCGUCUCUUCUUAUGCCAGAGGAGACAUGGGUGGGGUGUUCAAGUCUGCAAUGGGGCUUGUCAAGGUCGCUUCGGGAAACACCAAGAAGACCGAAGAGUAUGCUCGACGCACGAAGACUAGUGCUGCCGAUGCUAUCUCAUGGAGCGGAUGCAAGGAUUCACAAACCUCCGCUGAUGCUGUAGAGGCUGGAACUGCUACUGGCGCGAUGAGCUAUGCUUUCAUCAGUGCUCUUAGUCAAAAUCCACAGCAAAGCUAUCAAACUCUACUGGUCAAUAUCAGAGAAAUCUUGAGGACGAAGUAUAGUCAGAAACCUCAGCUCUCCGCAUCCCAUCCCAUCGACACUAAUCUGAUGUUCAUCUGUUAAAUGGGCCUUGACUUGGACUGAAGAACAUUUCAUUCUGUAUCAGUUGUAUAAUACUGUCUACAUAAGUAUGUAUGUCGAAGCUGAAAAUAACUUUCUGAAUUGUACCUUAAGAGGCUCUGAUGAUAUUUAUAUCUCGUACUUCGGGGCCACUGCUCGGUUAAGUCUCGGUUGGUUGACUUACCGGCGUUUACUU
This is a messenger RNA of Lentinula edodes (shiitake mushroom), 2175 nucleotides long. RefSeq names its product caspase domain-containing protein. The coding region runs from base 423 to 1982 and encodes 519 amino acids. NCBI's taxonomy places the organism in Eukaryota, Fungi, Basidiomycota, Agaricomycetes, Agaricales, Omphalotaceae. The transcript is spliced from 20 exons. Gene Ontology annotation, biological process: proteolysis. The record is from RefSeq and is a predicted model, not a curated record. Gene Ontology annotation, molecular function: cysteine-type endopeptidase activity.